AUGACCCCUGCAUUAGGCUUCUCGCGGUCAGGGCUCCUCAACCGGCGCAUCAACCAACCGGCGAAUCAAGUCCUUCGCCUCCACCUCGCAUUCUCCUCCGCCUCUCCGUCCCCGUCCGAGCCUUCCGCCGCCGCCGGCGGCGGCCCCAGACCACCAUCAGGGAAGGGAAAGCGGAGAUCUUUUUGGACGAGUCGAACUCGGUCUUCUACAACAAGGCCCAGAGAUAUUUCUAUUGCUGUACUGAGAUCAUUUAUUUUGAAAAGACAUGAAGAAUAUGCCACCCGAUCAAGAAAAGCAGGAACAGAAGACACUACAUUGAGCGAGCAAGCUAAGUAUAAAGAGCCGAAAGUUCUUGAGGCGUUAGCUGCAUCAGGACUAAGAGCCAUUAGGUAUGCUGUUGAGGUAGAUGGAAUCGGUGAAGUUACUGCUGUUGACAAUAAUGAAGCUGCUGUAGAAGCCUGCAAGAAAAAUAUACAGCACAAUGGCAGUCUUGCAUCUUCAAAGGUGGUACCACAUCACGCUGAUGCACGUGUCUACAUGCUCAUGCAUCCAAAAGAAUUUGAUGUGGUUGACCUUGAUCCUUAUGGAUCACCAGCUGCAUUCCUUGAUUCGGCGGUUCAAUGUGUAGCAGAUGGGGGUACCUUGAUGUGCUCAGCUACAGACAUGGCAGUGCUUGCUGGUGGAAACGCAGAAGUUUGUUUUUCUAAGUAUGGUUCUUAUCCAUUAAGAGGUAAACACUGCCAUGAGAUGGCGCUGAGGAUUCUUCUUGCCUGCAUUGAGUCACAUGCAAUCCGUCACAAGCGCUACAUAGUUCCUAUAAUAUCAGUACACAUGGAUUUCUACAUUAGGGUUUUUGUGCGAAUCUUCACCUCGGCUAGUACAGUAAAAAGCUCACCACUCAAAUUGGCACAUGUUUACCAAUGCACUGGAUGCAAUUCAUUUCACCUACAAAAUAUUGGAAGAAUUAAUUCAAAGGAUGAGAGAAACAUUGCUGUACCAAAUUUUUGCCCUACUGUGCCUGAAGUAUGUUCUGAAUGUGGCCAUAAAUUUGUUAUGGGGGGACCUAUUUGGAGUGAUCCAAUACAUGACAAGAAAUGGGCUACCUCAAUAUUAUCAGAUAUUCAUGCUAUGAGAGAAGCAUAUCCAGCUUAUCCAAAAAUUUCGGCUAUACUAACGUCAGUCUCAGAGGAAUUGCUGGAGGCACCUUUAUUUGUGAGUCUUCAUAAUUUGUGUGCAAUACUGAAGUGCACUAAUCCAACCAUGGUUAUGUUACAAUCUGCUAUCAGAAAUGCUGGGUAUCAAGUAUCAGGAAGUCAUGUGGAUCCACUAGCUCUUAAAACAAAUGCCCCAAUGUCAGUGAUCUGGGACAUCAUGCGAUGCUGGGUUAAGCUUCACCCAGUUAAACAUCGACCUGGAAAUCAUCCAGGCAAUGUGAUACUUUCCCAAGAGCCUAAAUUGCAGGCAAAAUUUUCCAAAGUACCUCAGGCCUCAGUCACUCGGAAGAGCCCAAGAUUCAUGCCAAAUCCUGAGAAGUAUUGGGGUCCUGGGACAAAGGCUGGUAGGCAUCCGAAAACAUUUCAGAUGAAUAAUAAUCGUAACUGA
Messenger RNA from Miscanthus lutarioriparius, 1602 nucleotides. NCBI's taxonomy places the organism in Eukaryota, Viridiplantae, Streptophyta, Magnoliopsida, Poales, Poaceae. The record is from the annotation of a GenBank genome assembly.